AUGGUUUCCUGCCUUCUCUUCACAGCAGAAAGCGAUCUCUCCCACUCUCACUCCCGCACCAGAGAAGGACCCCCCAGCAGCAAAUCCGCCAUUACCAUCCAGUUGUGGUGGCAGGGGGUGCUCACCCAGCGAACGGUGCGCCAAGCGACGCUCUGUGUGCUGGUAAUCCAGAGGUAGUGGUGCCGGGUGUCCUUCCGAUGGAGGGAGGAGAGGAAGGUCAGGGCGCUGGCAAUGUAUGUGAGGCCCGUGAGAGCUAGCGUCCUCCUGCAGUCACUGGUCAGGAUGUGGCAUGCGAGGAGCCAGUACAAGAAGUACCAGAGGGCAGUGCUGGUUAUCCAGAACAAAUGGCAGCUGUACUCCUGCCGGAGAGAGGCUGCAGUAUUUGCAGGGAGCAGCCUGGUGGACGGGGGGCGUGGACCUGAAUAUUGA
Messenger RNA from Dermochelys coriacea (leatherback sea turtle), 429 nucleotides. RefSeq names its product IQ motif containing F6 (gene IQCF6). NCBI's taxonomy places the organism in Eukaryota, Metazoa, Chordata, Testudines, Dermochelyidae. The transcript has a single exon. Gene Ontology annotation, molecular function: calmodulin binding. The record is from RefSeq and is a predicted model, not a curated record.